Molecule: messenger RNA, 1256 nt
Organism: Hermetia illucens (black soldier fly)
Lineage: Eukaryota; Metazoa; Arthropoda; Insecta; Diptera; Stratiomyidae
Product: sorbitol dehydrogenase-like
Exons: 6
Coding region: 109-1197 (362 amino acids)
Biological process (GO): D-sorbitol catabolic process
Molecular function (GO): L-iditol 2-dehydrogenase (NAD+) activity; zinc ion binding
Source: RefSeq, a predicted model, not a curated record
UCCAGGUUUAAUUCAGUUCCAGCUCGAGUACUAUUCACAUCUACGGUAUCUUACUAGAGUCGCGCAGUCAGAUUUGAUAGAGCUCAUUCAAUAGUGAACAGUGAUACCAUGGCUAAGGACAAUCUAACUGCAGUUCUAUAUGGCGUGGAAGAUCUGAGAUUAGAACAACGGCCGAUUCCUGAAAUCAACGACAAUGAGGUUCUUCUUGAAAUGGAUUGUGUAGGAAUUUGCGGUUCCGAUGUUCAUUACUUAGUACAUGGACGCAUUGGUGAUUUUGUUGUGGAGAAACCAAUGAUUGUGGGACAUGAAUCGUCAGGAGUUGUUGCAAAAGUUGGGAAAAAUGUGACGAAUCUGAAAGUGGGUGACCGCGUUGCUAUUGAGCCUGGCGUUGGUUGCAGGCUGUGCGAAUUUUGCAAGACCGGAAAAUAUAAUCUCUGUGAAAAAAUGAUUUUCUGCGCAACGCCACCAGUUAAUGGAAACCUUUCGAGAUACUAUAAGCACGCUGCCGAUUUCUGUCACAAACUACCACCUAAUGUAUCAAUGGAGGAAGGUGCCCUUCUCGAACCACUUUCGGUUGGAGUUCAUGCAUGCUUACGUGCUGGAGUUGGGCCUGGUUCUGAAGUUCUGAUUCUAGGAGCAGGACCUAUUGGCUUGGUGACGCUACUCACUGCCAAAGCCAUGGGUGCAACGAAAAUUUUGAUUACUGACAUGAUACAAGGACGUUUGGAUGUGGCCAAAGAGUUAGGUGCGACGCAUACCUUGCUAGUGUCGCGGGAUUUAGAUGAGAAGACAAUAGUGAAGAAGAUACAUGAGGUUAUGGAAACUGUUCCGAGCAAAACUAUUGAAUGUUGUGGAGGAGAAACUACGUCGAGGUUGGCGAUAUUGGCUACGAAAUCUGGUGGAUGUGUCGUAAUAGUUGGAAUGGGUCAGGCUGAAGUAAAAAUUCCUUUGUGCAACGCUCUGGUCCGGGAAGUCGACAUUCGUGGAGUUUUCCGCUAUGUUAACGCUUACCCCAUUGCGCUUUCGCUUAUUGCUAGCGGAGCUGUGGAUGCUAAAAAGCUGGUUACACAUCAUUUUGAUAUUACGGAAACAACAAAAGCUUUUGAGACAUCCCGAUAUGGUCAUGGAGGUGCGAUUAAGGUCAUGAUUCACUGUCAACCACGUGAUAAAAAUAAUUCAAAACCGUUUAAUUCGUAGCUUUACAGAAUUUAUAAGCUUUUUAUAGAUAAAUAAAGAAGCUGAUAUUUUUUUGUAGA